UGUUGACAUAAAGCAAAAAAAAAAAAAAAAAAGGUGUCUUGCUUUUGUUCAGACCCUCUGAAUUCUCGGCGACAAGUCAGUUUUCUCAACUUUGGUCCUGGCGACAUCACCCUGCUACCUUAAUCCUCACGAAGUGAAGUUCCCCAUUUUCUGCUUUUCCAUUUUGGUUACUUCUCUUUGUCUCUGUGUUCCUGUGGUUUAUGUUGAUGAUUAUGGUGCCUUGAAGAUUUUGGCUUCUUGGGCACCAUAAGCUUCACUGGUUUUCCAUGCUUUGUUGAUGCUGAGGUUGAUUCAGAUACAAAGUUUCGCUUUUUGGGGAGGAAAUUUCACAUGUGAUCUAUGAGCUUGAUUCCUUGGAUGUUGGGUGAGUAAAUUGCAGAUUGCAGAAAGUGAAGGCUUUGUGUUGAGUUUCUUCUAGUUGUUGAAAUUGGAAUUUGUGUGGGGUUGAAGCUAACAAUUAGUUGCAUUUUUUCUGGGGAAAAGGGUGAACUUUUUGUUGAUUCUGCUACAUGUUAUUAGACAACUUUGGGGAAGGCACCAAAGGGGAUUCAUCAUAUUUUUGUUUGUUUCUGGGGAAGUGCUGCUGCUAUUGUUGGACAUGAGUUGAUGUUAGAAUUGUGUUGUUGUGGAACACUUGGGGAACAAGAUUAAAUCUUGGUGCUAGAAAAAGACCAAGUGUUGAAUUUGUUUGGGGUCAUCACUUUAUAGGUCAUAAUGAAGGCUCCUUCAAAUGGUUACUUGCCUAAUUCUGGUGAAGGGGAAAGGAAGACAAUCAAUUCAGAGUUAUGGCAUGCGUGUGCUGGACCGUUGGUUUCUUUACCUCCUAUUGGAAGUCUUGUGGUUUACUUCCCUCAAGGACACAGUGAGCAAGUUGCAGCAUCCAUGCAAAAGGAGGCCGACAUCAUACCUAGUUACCCUAACCUUCCGUCCAAGUUGAUUUGCAUGCUUCACAAUGUUGCGCUACAUGCUGAUCCCGAAACUGAUGAGGUCUAUGCACAGAUGACCCUUCAACCUGUAAAUAAAUAUGACAAGGAAGCAAUAAUGGCUUCAGACAUGGGUCUCAAACAAAGCCAACAACCUACUGAAUUCUUUUGCAAAACUCUUACAGCUAGUGAUACAAGCACUCAUGGAGGAUUUUCUGUGCCUCGUAGAGCAGCUGAGAAAAUAUUCCCACCUCUGGAUUUUUCAAUGCAACCUCCAGCUCAGGAGAUUGUUGCCAAAGAUUUGCAUGACACUACAUGGACAUUUAGACAUAUUUAUCGCGGACAACCAAAGAGGCAUCUAUUGACUACAGGUUGGAGUGUCUUUGUUAGCACAAAAAGGCUGUUUGCUGGAGAUUCUGUUCUUUUUAUCAGAGAUGAAAAACAGCAACUUCUUUUAGGUAUAAAGCGAGCUAAUAGACAGCAGCCAGCACUGUCUUCAUCAGUAAUAUCCAGUGACAGCAUGCAUAUUGGCAUUCUUGCUGCUGCAGCUCAUGCUGCUUCAAAUAACAGCCCAUUUACUAUAUUUUAUAAUCCAAGGGCCAGUCCCUCUGAAUUUGUAAUUCCAUUGGCCAAGUUUAAUAAGGCCAUGUACACUCAAGUUUCCCUUGGAAUGAGAUUCAGAAUGAUGUUUGAGACUGAAGAGUCAGGAGUCCGCAGAUAUAUGGGUACAAUCACUGGUAUCAGUGACUUGGAUCCAGUCCGAUGGAAAAAUUCGCAGUGGCGCAAUCUUCAGGUUGGAUGGGAUGAAUCAACAGCUGGUGAGCGCCCAAGCAGAGUUUCGAUUUGGAAUAUUGAACCAGUAGUGACUCCUUUCUACAUUUGUCCACCUCCAUUUUUUAGGCCCAAGUUCCCCAAGCAACCAGGAAUGCCAGAAGAUGAAUCUGAUAUAGAAAAUGCUUUCAAGAGAGCUAUGCCAUGGCUUGGAGAUGAUCUUGGCAUGAAAGAUGCCUCAAGUUCAAUUUUUCCUGGUUUAAGUUUAGUGCAAUGGAUGAGCAUGCAGCAGAAUAAUCAGUUCUCUGCUGCUCAAUCUGGGUUUUUCCCCCCAUCUAUGCUUUCAUCUAAUACCCUGCAUGGUAAUCAUAACACUGAGGAUCCAUCCAAGUUAUUGAGCUUUCAAGCCCCUGUCCUCUCUGCACCAAGUCUUCAAUUUAACAAAUCUAAUCUUUCGAACCAAAUCAACCAAUUGCAACAGUCCCCAAUGUCAUGGCCUCAGCAGCAGCAACAGCAGCAGAAGCUGCAGUCAUUAUUGCCAACACCAUUAAACCAGCUCCAACAGCAGCAGCAGCAACAGCAGCUGCCUGGACCACAAAACCUGCAACAACCUCAGCUGCCUCAACAGAGAGCACAGCAGCCACAACAACAGCAACAGCAGCAGUCAUGUCAACAGGCCAUUAUGACUAAUGGAGCAGUUGCUUCUAACCAGAUUCCAAAUCAGUGUGCACAGCAACCAGUUACCUACUCUCAGCUUCAGCAACAUCAAUUACUCUCUGGAAGUAUCUCACCCCAACAAAGUAUCCAAUCAGCCAGUAAGAACACGUUGCUAAUGACAACCUUACCACAAGACUCACAAUUUCAGCAACAGAUAGAUCAGCAAGCUAGUCUCUUGCAAAGGCAGCAGCAACAAACACAGUUGCAACAAUCUCAAUUGCAGUUAUUGCAACAAAGCCUGUCACAGAGGCCAUCACAGCAACCACAAAUGACUCAAAUGUCUCAGCAAAACAGCUCAGAGCAACAACCACAGUUACAGUUGCUACAGAAAUUACAACAGCAGCAACAGCAGCAACUCCUUUCCACAUCUAGCCCACUUAUGCAGUCUCAGCUUCUACAGCAACAAAGCACUCACCAACAAAACCAGCAAUUACCGCAGCUUCCUCUAUCACAGCAUCUGUCUCAACAGCUUGGCAACAAUGCAUUCUCGAUGGAGAAGAUUCUCAAUGGCAACAACUUCUCUUCUUCAGCUCUGAUGCAAUCACAGCAGCUCCCUAUGAAUCAACCACAAAAUACACAGAAAUCACUAACUAAUACUAGAGCUCCCUCUACACUUACAGAUGGAGAUGCGCCAUCAUGCUCAACUUCUCCGUCUUCUAAUAACUGCCAGAUAUCUCCUUCAAACCUCCUGAAAAGAAAUCAACAAGUAACUGCCACAUUAGGGGGCCCUUUGGUAGUUGAAUCCACCAAUAAUCUAAUACAGGAGCUUCAGAGUAAGUCUGACAUGCUGAUAAAACAUGAAUUACCCAGUGUAAAAGGACCUGACCAGCAAAGGUAUAAAGGGACAGUUCCUGAUCAGCUGGAAGCUUCUUCUGGAACAUCUUACUGUAUUGAUCCCGGUAACAUCCACCAGAACUUCUCACUUCCCAACUUCUGCAUGGAUGGGGAUGUCCAAUCACACCCUAGAAACAAUCUACCAUUUGCCUCUAAUCUUGAUGGAUUAACACCUGAUAAUUUGCUUUCAAGGGGGUAUGACUCUCAAAAAGAUCUUCAAAACUUGCUGUCUAAUUAUUGUGGUGCUCCAAGAGACAUUGAAACUGAGUUGUCAACUGCUGCUAUUAGUUCACAGUCAUUUGGGGUGCCAAACAUGCCUUUUAAGCCUGGUUGCUCAAGUGAUAUUGCCAUGAAUGAUACUGGGGUUUUGAAUAAUGGCUUGUGGGCUAAUCAGACUCAACGAAUGCGGACAUAUACUAAGGUUCAAAAAUGUGGCUCUGUUGGAAGAUGCAUUGAUGUCACCCGUUACAAGGGAUAUGAUGAACUCCGGCAUGAUUUGGCUCGCAUGUUUGGGAUUGAAGGGCAGCUAGAAGAUCCUCAAAGGACUGACUGGAAACUAGUAUAUGUGGAUCAUGAAAACGACAUUCUUCUUGUCGGUGAUGACCCUUGGGAAGAAUUUGUAAGCUGUGUCCAGAGCAUAAAAAUAUUGUCAUCUGCUGAGGUACAACAAAUGAGCUUGGAUGGGGAUUUAGGUCAGAUUCCAAUCCCCAAUCAAGCUUGUAGUGGGACAGAAGGUGGCAAUGCAUGGAGGGGACAGUAUGAUGAGAACACUGCUGCCUCAUUUAAUCGAUAAGGAUAUCAAGUAUUGACAUUUUGGAGCAGUCAACUUGUAUAUUUUGAGAGAUGGAGAGGACUAACUUAACCCUUAAAAUUUCUUGUUGGUGCUUCUUUAUAUCACAAAAUGGAAAGGAGACUUAUUCAUUUCAAGGGAUGUGCAAUUGAUGGGGUAUUGUAUAAGAGGUGGAUACAUAAUUGCAUCCGGUUCUAUAUCAACAAACCGGUUUUAAUGGUGAGAGAAAAGUUUAGAUCCUUAGAUGUACCAAGACCAGAAUCCUUUAAUGCUAGUGCUUGCUUAGGAUUUCUCUCUCUAUCUCUCUCUUGUUGGCAAGGUAUAGCCAUAUAGGUCAGCUGGUGUAUAAUAUAUAUGAUCAUUCUUAUAUUAAGAAUAUUUUUACUUACACUUCUGUAAAUGUUUUGGUAAGUUAGGUAGCCAUGUGAUGACUGGGAUAAUCAACAAUGCAUGCCAAUUCUAUAGCUUUUGUACACACUGCCUACACUGUUUCUAUGUGGGCAAUUAUGGAGAAGUUUAUGAUGGAUGAAGAAAAA
Gastrolobium bilobum is the source of this 4571-nucleotide messenger RNA. Its product is annotated as auxin response factor 19-like. The transcript has 14 exons. Lineage: Eukaryota; Viridiplantae; Streptophyta; Magnoliopsida; Fabales; Fabaceae. The coding region runs from base 715 to 4038 and encodes 1107 amino acids. Gene Ontology annotation, cellular component: nucleus. Gene Ontology annotation, molecular function: protein binding; DNA binding. Gene Ontology annotation, biological process: response to hormone; regulation of DNA-templated transcription. The record is from RefSeq and is a predicted model, not a curated record.